AUGCAUCUCUCCGCCAGGCCGCGGGACACUUACAACCUCGACGAGACGACGUUGUGGUUGUCCGUGCUCCUGCGCCGUACUUACAGCAACGGCCGCAUUCCCGGCCGUAAGAUAUCGAAGGAGCGCCUCACCAUCGCCUUUCUCGUCAAUGCCGACGGCAUCCACGCGUUCCGUCCGUUGGUCAUUUCGAAGGCGAAGCGCCCUCAUGACUUUCGGCCGGACUACGACCCCAACACCCUUUGCUACUGGCGUAACAGCACUAAUGGAUGGAUGACGGCUCCCCCCCUUGACCAAGGGAUCAUCGCCACCGCCAAGGCGCACUACUGCCAGCACUGGUUGCGGGCCUUCACUGCUCUGUGGGCGGCGGACGGCGCCACAAGCGCCGCUGCGCGGUUUCGCCCGAACCUGCGCGACGUGCUGGCGUGGUUGUCGGACGCGUGGACGAGCGUCGGUCCACGCACCAUCCUGCGGUGCUGGUGGUGCACGGGAUGCUUCUCGCGUUCAUGGGCCAUGGAGCUGCCGCAUGUGCACGACGACGAGCCUACCCCGUCAGCCUAUCCCGAGAUCGAGCUCGAUGAUGAGAUAGGAGACGUCGGGAAUCUCAUUUCGGGCCUCGGUAUCGGGCCCAGCGCGAUGCCCGCUGCUGAGUAUGUCGCCAUCGACGACGGUCAGCCGACGUUCGUCGAGACCGCCGAGGGCCCGCUGGCGGGCAUGGUGGUGGAAAUGUGGGAGGCGCCCACCACCAUGCAAGCUGUGUACGAGGAUAGCGACCCCGUGGGCCAUGAAGCGCGGCGUACGGCACGGGCAGCGUGCGAGAUGCUUAUAGGCUAUGCGCGCGCUACAUGCAUCACGCCGCGCAACCUGUGCCCCCUGUUCGACAUUCGCAAUCCGCUUAUCAUCGAGCGGAUGGAGCGGACGAGCCCGCCCAUCAAUCUCGACGUGACCCUACCGGCCGCGCGCACGCCGGGCGCAACACCCACGCCCGACACCUCGCGUCCACGCGGUUGUGUGCUGCCUGGGUGGAUGACCCAGCCUUCCCGCCGCCAACAGCUGCUGGAUGCCAGUGUGACCGCCGUGAUGGGCGGAUACACUGACGCGGCAGAAUGGAUGCGUCUAUGA
Closterium sp. Naga37s-1 is the source of this 1119-nucleotide messenger RNA. The record is from the annotation of a GenBank genome assembly. NCBI's taxonomy places the organism in Eukaryota, Viridiplantae, Streptophyta, Zygnematophyceae, Desmidiales, Closteriaceae.